Tricharina praecox is the source of this 1330-nucleotide messenger RNA. RefSeq names its product zinc knuckle-domain-containing protein. The transcript has 3 exons. The record is from RefSeq and is a predicted model, not a curated record. NCBI's taxonomy places the organism in Eukaryota, Fungi, Ascomycota, Pezizomycetes, Pezizales, Pyronemataceae. Bases 357 to 1130 code for a protein of 257 amino acids.
UGCCAAGUGAAUUAAAUCGAUUUCUUUCUUUGUUGCUCCUCUGUCGUCCUCGUACUCAACACGAGCAGCUUGAAUGCGCUUUCUGAAAGUCAUUUUCUUCUGACUUCUUCGUCUUUGCUGCAACAACACCACAGCCAAGGCCCUCCGAACAACCCUCUCCCUCCCUCCAACACGCAUCAACCCGUCCUCAGAACGUAAUAACCGCAACAGUACCAACUCGUCCCUCGCCUGCAGUCAACCCCCCCUAGAACACUCCAACCGUCAUCUACCAAGUAUCGGUACUUGUAGAUACUCGCAUCUUCACCACCACCACACGUUCCCAACCGUCACAAUUAGUGGCGUCUCCAAUACGCCGCAUGCAUCGCUACCGCCCCUAUUCGUCAGCGUCCAAGGCCACACCGACCACCCGUUGCCAGAAAUGCCUGAAGCUUGGCCACUAUAGUUACGAAUGCAAAUCUGUCGCGCAGGAGCGGCCUUACAUUUCACGACCGUCACGGACCCAGCAACUCUUCAAUCCAAAGCUGCAGACGAAAUUGACCGAGGCCGCGCCGCCCAACGAAGUCUCGCUGACCACCAAGAAGGGUGUCGCCGACAGCAUACUGAAGCAGAAGGAGGAGGAGCGGGAACGGGAAGGCCGCAGUCGCAAGCGGAGAAGAGACGGCUCGGCUUCACCACCACCAGGCACUCGCCCCCGCGAUCGCUCCUCGUCUGUGAGCUCGUACUCGUCGUACUCGAGUAUAUCUUCGGGCCGAUCGCCGUCGCCACCUGCCCGCUCCCGAGCCGGCAACAAUGGACGCGAAGACCGACGCAGGUCCGACAGCUACUCCCGCAGCCCAGACCAUGAACGCUCUGUGCGCCGGAAGUUCCGUGACUCACCCAGCCCGGGAAUGAGGGGUCGCCGAUUGAGUCCUACGGAUAGCGUACGGAGGACCAGGAGUGCGUCUAGGCCCCGGAGAGUCAAGGCUACGCCGACAAAGAAGGAUGGGAGCGCAAACGGAGGGGCGACCCGGCGAGAUCCCAGCCCGCGACCACUACCGCCAGCACCAGUACAACAAGCACCACGGGGAAGGAGUCCCAGUCCGUUCACCCGCCGCCGACUGAUGACGGAAGCAAUGCAGAGAGGGGUAUAGGCCUUAGUCAGCUGUGGCUUUGGUGGGUUCUGUAGUCUUUUUCCUUUGAAUGCGUGGGGUUGCGUCUCAGAAGCCUCGCCACUAUAUAAAUUGCUCUUCUGCUCUAAAUCGGAGAAUGGAGUUUGUUGUAUCACUACUUCUGUAAGUUUGCUUGCGUUUUCAUUUGUUGCGGGCCGUUUUCGCGAAAAGUGUAGUAAAGC